Molecule: messenger RNA, 2903 nt
Organism: Coregonus clupeaformis (lake whitefish)
Lineage: Eukaryota; Metazoa; Chordata; Actinopteri; Salmoniformes; Salmonidae
Product: erythroid membrane-associated protein-like
Exons: 2
Coding region: 867-1490 (207 amino acids)
Molecular function (GO): protein binding
Source: RefSeq, a predicted model, not a curated record
CAGCUCUUUAGAAAUAUCUAUUAACUACCUUUACACAGAGUCUACUUUCUCACAGAAAGGACAGAGAUAUUAUCCACCAACACAAGCAGACAAUGGAAAACUGGCAUCUGAGAGAGUUCAGCCAUGUAAGGAGUUAACUGUUCCAGGGAGAGGGGAGGACCAUUUCAAUGUCACUUUGCUGAAAUGAAACUUAAGUAUACAGUGUAUUAUGAGCGGACCAAACUCUCUCCAGCUCUUCAGGAAUAUCUAUUAAAUACACUGAGUCUACUAUCUCACAGAAAAGACAGAGAUAUUACCCAGAAACACAUGCAGGUGAGUAGAUAGAUUAACAUGGCCAGAUAAAUUGAAGAUAAAGCUUAACCAUGCUUGAUGUGUGAAAAUCUUUUUUCUUUUCCAACAGUAUAUUAAAACUCUUUAUUCUCUGGUUAUGGAACUAUUUUCUAUUUUAUAUGGUAACAACUUGUGUCUAGAUUGGCUAGUAUCCGCCCAUAACGCAAUGUAGGAAACUCUAAAGCUAAAACUACAAUUUACUUGACUGAUUCUAGAUUAUACGUUUUUUACAGUUUGACUUUUUUUCUCUGUCUAUAUAUGGCGUCCUCCAGCAGUCCUGUAUGAAGAAAAGUUCCUGUGCUCUAUCUGUCCGGAUGUGUUCACUGAGGAAGGCUUAAGGUAUCAUUAAAGAGCUGGAGAAGGAAAUCACUGAGCUAAAGAGAAGAAGCAUUGACCUUGAGCAGCUCUCACACACUGAGGACCACCUAAACCUCCUCCAGAGCUUCCCAUCCCUGUGCAACCCUCCACUCACCAAGGACAGUGAUCUGUGUGUGGAGACUGUGAGGAGAGCUGUGUCUUGGCUAGAAGAGACAGUCAUGAGUGAGAUGAAGAGGUUGUGUGAUGCUGAGCUGAAGAGGAUUCAGCAGUAUGCAGUGGAUGUUACUUUGGACCCUGAUACCGCAAGCCCCUGGCUCAUACUGUCUAAGAAUGGGAAAGAAGUGAGAACUGGAGACAAAAAACAGGAUCUCCCUGAUAACCCAAAGAGGUUUGAUUCUGCCGUUAAUGUCUUGGGAAAAAAAGGCUUCUCCUCAGGGAGAUUCUACUAUGAGGUGACUGUUACAGGGAAGACUGAGUGGAAUUUAGGAGUGGCCAGAGAGUCUGUCAACAGAAAGGGGACUGUCACAUUGAGCCCUGAUAAUGGACGCUGGGCAGUGAUCCUGAGGGAUGGGAGUAAGUACAUAGCUUGUGCCCCGACCCGUGUCCACCUCUACCUGAGAGAGAAGCCCCAGAAGGUGGGGGUGUUUGUGGAUUAUGAGGAGGGGCAGGUUUCCUUUUAUGAUGUGGAGGCCAGGUCUCAUAUCUACUCUUUCACUGGCUACACCUUCACUGAGAAACUCUAUCCAUACUUCAGCCCUUUGCUCAAUUAUGGUGGUAAAAACUCUACUCCUCUAAUCAUCUCUCCUGUCAAUCACACAGAGUUUGAACCUGAAAUUAACUGACCUGUAAAAUAAGUACCUCAAUUAGAGAAUAUUUCACUGUAUUUUAUUAACUGAUGUUGUUUGUUAUCAGUAGCCGAUCUGUUUUUAAGUUUCCCAGUAAGAAAACCAAAAAUGUUGCUCAAACAGAAGGGGAAACUAACAAAGACAGGAAGCAAAAGAAAAUGGUGGAGCAAAACAGGUAAGAUCAGAUAAAGGAUUGUACUUUUAGAACUCAAAUGGGGAGCGCCAACGAAAGGUGUUAACCCUCUACAUCUCUCAAGACAAAUGGAGCACAGGGCCGGCCACUCUUAAAUAUCACCUGGGCCAGCACAGGUGAAACACCUUCCCACUAACGAGAUGGCAAACCAGCACAGGUGUAAUACAUAUUGACUAACGAGGUGACACCAAUCAGUGCACCACACGUGCUAACGUCUAACCUCUAAAUAUAAAUGGAAAACCAAAGCCUGUAACAUUGUCAGUCUGUUAGACAUGAGUAGUGCAGAAUGCAGCAGCAAUGUAACAUAGUCUACCUGUAUUACCAAAUCUCUCAGGCUCACAACAACGUAUGACUUCAUAUCUGGGAGAGAGAAUUCAGAGGAUGUUCUGAUUAUUGUCCCCCACAAUGAAAUCGGGGAGGGGACUUUGGAUCUGUCUCCGUCCGUUAGCACGUUCAUACGUUUGUCACGCGCGAUAUUUCAGACUGGAAUGGCCCAUUUUUUAUUAAACUUGGUUGUAUGAUGCGUCUUGCUAUAGAGAUCCGGCAUUUUCAAAAUGACACAGAUUGACCAGAUGGAGGCACUAUAACAAGCAAUUAAAAAUUAACAUUUUGAAUGGUCACGCACCUCACCCAGAAUGUCCAAAAGUCAUGAAAUUCGGUACAUCAGUCCCUCUCCUCACAAGGAACAAAUUUGCCUUAGGGAUCCAUAAGGUCCGCAAUGAUGGAUAUUCCACCAUAAAAAUACUUAAAACGCUACUCCUCUGGCACUGAAUGACCGAUCUAUAAAGAAACGUGAUAUGAGGCAUGUAUGGACAAAGGUCUCUCAAUGCCAUAUAUUCCAGACUGGUACCUAAAACAACAUGGCCGUAUUGGCCAGUAAACGUUCAUGUUGUCUGACACAUAAAUCAGUCACAUCUUUACUGUUGCAUUGUUUUUAUCAGAUAAUAUCAGCACUAUAUAUUUGUUUUACCUAGAUAGUAUAUGCACUGUUAAUCUCUGUUGAUCCUCAAAAGCUGUAAUGGACACUGAGUAACAUUCAGGAUGUCUAGAUAAUUAAAUCCAGUUGAAUAAUGAUAAAAGUGUUAUUCAGUCAUGUACAGAAAUAUAUGUGAUAUUGGGGUGUGUGUAAUGGUCUGUUUCUGUGGUUUUUUCUGACUCAUCACUAUAUUUACUUAUCAAAAGAUUUUCACUAACAAAUAAAGUCACAAGAUAUGGCA